AUGAGCUCUCCCUCUUACACACCCCCGCCUAGUGCGGCUCCUUCAUCUCCAACCCCUUCGUCGCCGGCUCCUUCAUCUCCAACCCCUUCGUCGCCGGCUCCUUCAUCUCCAGCUCCGUCGUCGCCGGCUCCUUCAUCUCCGACCUCGCCUCUGAAAGUCCCUUCGUCUCCUGCGGACUCUGUCACAGACUUUGAUCUAUCAUCUGCGCCGCCGAAGACUCCCACCAAGGCAACCACAGACGCACCUACACCGGAAGGCCCCAAGCGCACGCCUGCUGUACGCUUGAGACAGUCCGUCGCGACAUCACUUGUGGGAAGGAUCUUGAACGAACAUAUCAACAACGAAAAUACCAAGGACAUGGAGGGCAAAUGGCUUGGGCCUAUCCCCACCGACCAAUGGAAGCGCGAUCUCGGACCCCAGAGCAAAACGACACCACCGACCAAGACCAUCCCAUUUCACACCGUCGCUACGACUACCAACGGUGAAGCGAGCUUUGUGGAAGCCAUCAACAGCAGCGGGAUAUUCGAAGGGUUCCAGCUGUGGUGCAGUGACACACAUGCGGUGUACGGACGCGACGAGACCACGGACAGGGAGCGCUCCUUCCAUCUUUCUCCCGAUGUCGCGAUAUUUGGGAGGGACGAUAUCAGGCUGGAUGCGGGAGACGAGGAACGUCUGGAGCGUAUGCUAGGCGAGAUGGCUGUCGUUGGUGACUUGAAGAGCUCCAACCAGCAGGAUCCCUGUCUGGCUCUCACGACUCCUGAGGACCGCCGACUUCUCGGGAUAUUGGAGUCGCUCACGGACACCGAGCUGUCACGGCUUGUCCGCGGGCAACUCCUCACAUACGCUCGUGCCAUCUGCGCGAACAGCCACCGCACGCACCUCUACGGCUUCAUCAUUCUUCCGCGCUACGCACGCUUGCUGUACUUCGACAGGAGUGCCGUCGUCUACUCCGAACUCUUUGACUGGCGCGAGACAUCGGUCCUCGCCGAGUUCUUCCAGCAAUUCGCAGUUGCCGGCCCUCUCGCGCGCGGCUACGACCCCUCUGUCCAGAAGAUCUCUGCCGAUGACAAGCUCGUACGGGACGCGGGUACAAUCUUUAAUAAGGCGUACGAUGCAGGCGAUGAACUCCCCGACGACAUCACCUGGGACAGCGUCUUCAAGUCCGUCAGGUCCGCCGACACGACCUACUGGUUGUGCAACGUCUACGACGAAAAGACGCGCACCUUCCAUCGCGUUCUCACUUAUCGUGUGCAUACGUCGACUCCGUACUUUGCCGGCCGCGCUACGUGCGGUUACGUCGGCGUUGACAUCGACCGGAAGUCUGUCGCAUACAUGAAGCGCAGCUGGCGCAUCGGCCUCCCCUCUUUCCCUAAGGAGCGCGACAUCUACCUCUCGUUUGAGGAGUCGGAGGGAGGAGGGCCGGUGCCCCACCUCCCCGGAUGUUACUUCGGGGGAGACGUGCCGCGUAACUCGGACAGCCUAGCCAAGGAUUACUUCGAUUGGGUGGAAGCAGGGAAGCCUGGAGGGUCUUGGACGCCUCCAUCCGACAUCGAACCCAUCUGCACUGUGACGCCGGACUACGCCGACGCUCAUAAUAUUCGCCGUGGUGCCUCGGAUCGCACCGACCUCACCGACGCACAGAUCGAGGUCAUUCCAUACGUUCUCACCGUGACGCUGUUCAGCAGGAUUGGGGGCCGGCUUCGUGACUUCAAGAGUACGCGUCAGCUCUGUACUGCCGUUCGCGAUGCACUUGAGACUCACGAUGUGGCAUAUCGAUUGAAGAAAAUUCUCCACCGCGAUGUCAGCGAGUCGAACAUACUCAUCGCGAAGAUCAAGGGCAAGAAAGGCGAGGUCGAAGGGCUACUCAUUGACUGGGACCUAUGUGUUGAACUCUGGAAAUACUUGACGGCGCGCCGCAAGGGUCGUACAGGGACUUGGGCAUUCAUGUCGGCACGUAUGCUCGAAAAGAACCAGAGCUUCGUCCAUGAAGCCGUCGAUGAUCUUGAGUCGUUUUGUUACGUCUUACACUGGGAGGUGUUUCACUACCGGCACACUGUGCCGUUCAACAGGAAGUCAAUCCUGCUGCAACAGAUGCGACAAGCCUUCAGUCCCAGCGAAAGUGUACUCGAUGCCGAGGCGGGUGCAAACGCCAAGAAGAACUUUUUGACCGGCCAGAUUGAAGUGUUCGAACUCGCAACAAAAACUACUACGCCGGUCGGGCUUCGGAAUAUCAUGCGUGGCAUCCGUUACCCGUUUGGUAUGAUAUACACCCACCCGCCCGUGAAGCCAGAGUAUCCCGCCACGCUCGACCCCGAUGUCGAGAUCGACUACCAGCGGGACUUGGAAAUUCACGAGCGCAAGUCCGCCAAAGGAAUGACUAUGUGCACACAUACUCAUAUGCUCAAGGCAUUCAACGACGCCUUGGCCGACGCCGACCUCUGGACCGGUGAUGGCUGUGCGAAGGAUAUGUAUCCGCCUGUGGUCUGCAAGGCGUACGAUCAAGGGAAAGAUCUCGCCGACUUCUACGAGACGGACGAUGUCACUGGUAGUGUCAACGCGUUGAGGCGGUCGCAGGCGAAUAUCAUACUCAAGCGUUCGGCUGACGAUGCAGGCCUUCUUGUCCGCGCCCCGCGUGCCUACACUCCCGGCUCUGGUCGCAGUCGCACCGAGAUUACUGCCGCUAUUCGUUCCUCUGGUACUACCGCGACAAACUCUUCGGGAACGACCGCUGCCAGUGCUACAGUGGCCGGCGAAGCUGGCGACAGUUCCGAGUCGUCGGCAGAGGGCUCGCGCAAGAGGCAGCGGGUUGGUUGA
Molecule: messenger RNA, 2814 nt
Organism: Peniophora sp. CBMAI 1063
Lineage: Eukaryota; Fungi; Basidiomycota; Agaricomycetes; Russulales; Peniophoraceae
Source: the annotation of a GenBank genome assembly